AUGCAGCGUGAACCUCCGAAGGGGAGGCAGGGGAAGAAGUCGGAAAAGCGGCUCUUUGACCCCGUGUCCUUCGGGAAGGACCUACUGGCCGGCGGGGUCGCAGCGGCUGUGUCCAAGACAGCCGUGGCGCCCAUCGAGCGGGUGAAGCUGCUGCUGCAGGUGCAGGCGUCGUCCCGACAGAUCAGCGCCGAGUCUCAGUACAAAGGCAUGGUGGAUUGCCUGGUGCGGAUUCCCCGCGAGCAGGGUUUCUUCAGUUAUUGGCGUGGCAAUUUGGCAAAUGUUAUCCGGUAUUUUCCAACACAAGCUCUAAACUUUGCUUUUAAGGACAAAUACAAACAACUUUUCAUGUCUGGAGUUAAUAAAGAAAAACAGUUCUGGAGGUGGUUUUUUGCAAACCUGGCCUCUGGUGGAGCUGCUGGAGCAACAUCCUUAUGUGUAGUUUAUCCAUUAGACUUUGCCCGAACCCGAUUAGGUGCUGAUAUUGGAAAAGGUCCUGAAGAGCGGCAAUUCAAGGGUUUAGGUGACUGUAUUAUAAAAAUAGCAAAAUCAGAUGGAAUUGUUGGUUUGUACCAAGGGUUUGGUGUUUCAGUUCAGGGCAUCAUUGUGUACCGAGCCUCCUAUUUUGGAGCAUAUGACACCGUUAAGGGCUUAUUACCAAAACCAAAGGAAACCCCGUUUCUUGUCUCCUUUUUCAUUGCUCAAGCUGUGACCACAUGCUCUGGAAUUCUCUCUUAUCCCUUUGACACAGUUAGAAGACGCAUGAUGAUGCAGAGUGGUGAGGCUGAACGGCAAUAUAAAGGAACUUUAGACUGCUUUGUGAAGAUAUACCAACAUGAAGGAAUCAAUGCAUUUUUUCGUGGUGCCUUCUCCAAUAUCCUUCGUGGUACAGGGGGUGCUUUGGUGUUAGUACUAUAUGAUAAAAUUAAAGAACUCCUUAAUAUUGAUAUUGGAGGUAGUUCAUCAGGAGAUUAAAUUAAGAAAUGCAUAUAUUUAAGUUGUUAAACAUAAAAUUAUAUAGCUGCCAUUUGUAUACAAUUUGAUAGUGUGUUAUUAUUGUCAGUAUUUUUUAGAGUACUGAUUCUACAAUAAAGCAUAUGCUUUUUCAAGGGUUUUAAAUACUAAAAAUCAGAUAAAUGUGGGUUUCCUUCCUACGUAC
Lynx canadensis (Canada lynx) is the source of this 1156-nucleotide messenger RNA. It is a transcript of the gene SLC25A31, whose product is annotated as solute carrier family 25 member 31. Gene Ontology annotation, molecular function: ATP:ADP antiporter activity. The record is from RefSeq and is a predicted model, not a curated record. Gene Ontology annotation, biological process: mitochondrial ADP transmembrane transport; mitochondrial ATP transmembrane transport. Gene Ontology annotation, cellular component: mitochondrial inner membrane. Bases 1 to 972 code for a protein of 323 amino acids. The transcript has 6 exons. NCBI's taxonomy places the organism in Eukaryota, Metazoa, Chordata, Mammalia, Carnivora, Felidae.